Molecule: messenger RNA, 2016 nt
Organism: Lytechinus variegatus (green sea urchin)
Lineage: Eukaryota; Metazoa; Echinodermata; Echinoidea; Temnopleuroida; Toxopneustidae
Exons: 8
Coding region: 1-2016 (671 amino acids)
Source: RefSeq, a predicted model, not a curated record
AUGGAUUCAUGCUCAGUAUGCAGUCCGCCGGUCCUAUCUGAACCCGGUCUGCUAGUGAAUCCUUAUCAGGAUGAGUAUGCUGAGAUGGAUAUCAUUAUUCUGUAUUGUGAUCCUAGUCUAUACCUCCUUCAUGAUGGGCCUUCGUUCAGCUUCUGUAUGUCGGGCGUGUGGGUGGAAGAUCCAAGAGACGCAGUAUGUCAUGAAUCGUGUGAUCCACCUGUGACCGAACGGAAUGUCACACACUCUAAUCAAGAAACGGGGGAAUAUGACCUUGAGCAGUACCUUCAUGGUUCAAUGACGGUAUACACCUGUAAGAAUGAACUGGCUGUACUUGAUGGGCCCACAAAGGCUUCCUGUCGCGAUGGGACAUGGGAUCCUCCUGACUUACCUGUGUGUCGAGAACCUUUACCAACAACCGCGCCGUUCAUAGAAGAUACGACUACAAUCUUCAUACCAAUAACUUGCCAGCAGCCUCAAUUCAAUCAGGAUGUGGUGUAUAUUGACCCUGUGCAGGAUGAGGGCUAUCGAGAUUUUGAUGUUGUGUACUUUCACUGCAAUAAGUCCUUGUCAUAUGUGGCAUAUGUUGCCAUUUGCUACAAUACUUCAUGGGUGCCCAUCAUUCCAGACAAAAUUUGCCACGAUCCAUGCCGAAUUCCUGUAACCGAAGGACUCAACUAUACCUUGAAAGCUGGUAUAACAGAUGGUGUUAUCUACACCCAUGGCAGUGAAAUAUCAUAUACAUGUGAAUCUGCAGAAGAAUUCAGCGUUUUGUCGACCUGUGAUGAUGGCAGCUGGGCUCCCAAUAUGAUGUGUUCUGAAACUACAUCGUCACGGAUUCCUACUAUCUCAAGCUAUUUUCCGACGCAACACACUUUGCAAACUACAAACAGUCUGCACACAGGAUCAACUGAGACUGGUUAUACAUCAGAAGAAACACACACUUCAACAUCUACCUCGUCAUCAAAUGUACCAUUCAGUCCAACUACCACAUCCAAUCCUGGAACAUUGACAAGUGACACUUUAACAAACUAUCCAUCGAUUGACUAUAUUUCGGGAACUAACAGCAUUCGGCAUCUAACAUCAACAGAGACUGACAUUACAUCAGAAGAUGCAUACUCACAUACUUCUACUCCGCUAUCAAAUUUGCCUACGAGUGAAUCCACCACAUCUAAUACUAAACAAUUGACUUCUGAUACUACCUCGCCAUACACUCAAACACUGUUACAUGUUCCUCAGACAACUAUGCACUCAAUUACGACUGAGGAUCCCUCCAGUGCACACUCAUCCGAAUGGGAAGCAUCAAAUUAUCCUUCUACUGUGAUCGAAGUUACUGCGGAAACUACUGUGGACAGUAUUCGUACUACAACCGACGAUCAAGCACGAACAUACUCAUUUGAAACAGAAAAAUCAUCUACUAGAACUCGUCUACCAGACAUUAUCACGACCAGGAACACAUCCCCAAGGGAAACUAAAUCAGAAGACACAGUAACGCGGCACAGAACUAUGACUGAACUUCACACAACACUUGGAGAUUUUACAAGAACAUCAUUACUUGGAAGAGAAGCUACGUCCGAUGCAACCCAUGCAGAAACUAUUCAAACGAGAUAUCCUAUACAUGAAACACAUACCACGCUCAAAAUGGAGCCUACGGUAACAUCUGGCCCCUAUACAACAGCUACAUAUGACACUGUUGUGGGAACAUCAACAGGAAUAGUUGAUACUGUUUACACCGGCAAAUCCACAGAAAGUUUUCCUACACCUUAUACGCUAACACAUUCUCCCCCUUUUUCAACAACGCCCGACUUAGAAAGCAGUACGCUUACCAUUACGUCUGCGACGAUUCCUUAUAUUCCAAGCGAAAGGACGGCUACAGACGCUAGUCGGGUGGAAACUUCAACAGAGCACAAGUCGCAUAACAUUUGCGCAGGGAACUACACAUUCGUCCGCUGCAACUCCACAUGGCCUGUCCUCUUCUUAUUCUACCCAACGAAUUACAAACUUUGUCUCUUCAAGUGA